AUGAAUAUAAAGGAAAGCUUAAAUAACUCAAAAAAAAGGAUUUUACACAAAAAAGAUAUGAUUAAUGGCAUAUCUAAUGAAGAAAAAAAAAGUAGUGAAAAUGAAAAUGAAGAUAACAUAGAAAAAAUAAUAAUAUCUAACAAGAGUAUCGUAUUUUUUCAAAUUUUUAUAUUUAUAAUAUAUUUUCUUGUAUUACUUAUUGGAUCUUUUAAUUUUUCUUUUAAACUUUUCCAAGUAAGAGAGAAACAUAUAUAUGAAUUUAUUAACAACAGAAAAGAGUUAAUUUGUGAAAGUUAUUUAAAAGAAAAAGAAAAUAAUAAAAAAAUAUUAUAUAGAAAUUCAAACAAUUUAAUUAAUAACAAUAACUUUUCAAAUGUUAAUUUCAAAUAUUAUUUUACAAGAGAUAAAUAUCAUUUAAAGGAAGAUAAUAAAAGACAAAAAAAUAAGAGACAAAUAAAAAUAUUUAUCUGUUUAAAUAAGAAAAAAAAAUUUUAUUAUAGUGACUUUUACAAUAUUUUUUCAAGUUUUAAAGAAUAUGUGACUAAGUUUUUAAGUUUUUUUUAUAAUGAAAUAAAGAAUGCUUUUUUUAAAAAAAAUAAUAAUAGCAACUCUAUAAAUAAAGAAAUGAAAUAUUAUGUGAAAAAUGAUGUCGUAAUUAAUAGAUAUUUAUAUUAUAACCAUUUAUUAAGCAAUAAUAAUUUCUAUAAAAAUUAUUACGUAAAUAUUGAAUUAUUAUUUUAUUUAUAUUUAUAUGAUAUUUGCUAUUUACAUGAUUUCAAUUAUAUUAAAAAUCAAAAAAAUGAUAAUUUGCCAAAAUCUUAUAUGGUUUUUCAUAAGAUAAACAAGAAAUUACAUAUUGAGAAUAAAAAAGAUAUCACACUUUUAAUAAAUCAUAUAAAUAGAUAUUUAAAUGAUAUGACACUUAUUAAUUUAUUAGAUAAUUUGUAUUUUGAUAUAUGUAAAAAGGAAACUUUAAUAAAUUAUUUAAAAAAUAAAAAUAAUAUAAAGGUAGAAGUGGAUAAGCAUAAUGACAGUAAUUUAAAUAAUGAUAAUGAAAAUGGUAAAUAUUAUUAUGAUAAAGAAAAUUCUUUAAAAAAUAUUAAUUAUGAAGAAUAUUAUGUAUUAUAUAAUAAGAUUGGGAAUAUAAGAAACGUAAGUAAAUAUAACACUUUUAUAAGUAAAUUAAGAGAAAAAAUAAGAACAGUAAAUUCUUUAAAAUCAUUAAAUAUGUGCUUAAAAAAAUAUAUAAUAAAUUUAAAAAAUAUUCCAUUAUAUUUUUUUUUGAACAUCUUCUAUGAUACUCCUUGUUAUGUUUAUAAUAAAUUAAUAAGUAAUUUAUUAAGAAAUUAUUAUAAAGGAAUAUUUUUAUAUUUUGUAAUAUUUAUAGGAUGUAUACAUGUUGUUUUCUCUCCAUUUCCCAUAACGCUUGUCCAUUUUCGUAGAUUUUUCAUUUAUUUUUUGAUUAUUAUGUAUCGUUUAUUUAUUUUAUAUUUUAUUCCUUCAAUAAUUCAAUAUAUAAUUUAUAAAUUUCAUUAUUUUAAAGAAGAAUAUAUGCACAUAUUUGAUUAUUCUGAUCACGUUAUUUUAUUCUCCACUUUAUUAUUUAUUAUAUCAUUAGAAUCGAAAGCUAUUGAGUAUACAAUUAAUUAUCAAAAACAGAGUUUUGAUUAUUUUCAUUAUAAAUAUAACAGAAAAUUAUGUUUCUUUUUUUUAAAAAUUAUUUUGUAUUAUUAUUAUAUUCUUAUAUUUUUUUUUUUAUAUACAAGUUAUUUUACCUCCAAAUAUUUUCAUACAACCAAUGAAAUUUUUGUUGCUUAUUUUUUUUCUACAUUUUCUAUUUUUUUUUUCUUUUAUUUUUUUUUAUAUAAAAAUUAUUUCAGUUUUUAUAGUAUAGGAAUAACAUCUUAUAUAAAAAAGAAUUCAUUUACUAUGACCAAUGCUUUGCAUUCUUCUCCUUAUUUAACGAAUGCAUAUAAUUCUUUAAAAGAUAAGUUUGCUUUUGAUUACUAUAGAUAA
This is a messenger RNA of Plasmodium relictum, 2016 nucleotides long. Its product is annotated as conserved Plasmodium protein, unknown function. The record is from RefSeq and is a predicted model, not a curated record. The transcript has a single exon. The coding region runs from base 1 to 2016 and encodes 671 amino acids. NCBI's taxonomy places the organism in Eukaryota, Apicomplexa, Aconoidasida, Haemosporida, Plasmodiidae.